Molecule: messenger RNA, 2061 nt
Organism: Oncorhynchus kisutch (coho salmon)
Lineage: Eukaryota; Metazoa; Chordata; Actinopteri; Salmoniformes; Salmonidae
Product: all-trans retinoic acid-induced differentiation factor
Exons: 7
Coding region: 344-1042 (232 amino acids)
Biological process (GO): positive regulation of osteoblast differentiation
Cellular component (GO): intracellular membrane-bounded organelle
Source: RefSeq, a predicted model, not a curated record
CUGGGCUGUGCAAAAAGGUCGGGCAAUUUGUAAUGCUAUGAAGCACUGUCUGCUUUCAAACACACACGGAUGGGUUUUCUUUAUUUUUUCUCGUCUCAGUCUUAUCGAUCAUUAAUUAAUGUGAAAAGACGGAUAACCUGAUAAUAGAACUAGCAAUACCGGAUGUCCCCACGUUACCGUACUGUGAUUGAACCAAUCCAGGUCUUGUAGAGAUCAGACAAUGAUACAAAGGAAACGAAACAAGGAGACAUGCGAGUGUAUUAAGGAAGCGGCUGUGAUUUUAGUAGCGUACAGUCAGUCACAUGUUUAUCUUGUAUUGAUCAUAUGAAUAUCGCGUUCAAAAAUGACAGCUGGAUCCAGCCAGCGGAAUGCAGCAGUGGUCUUAUUGAUCUUUCAUUUAUAUUUAUAUGGGAGUUAUCAACUGACUGAGUUACAGGUAUGUCAUCUCUGCAACAGAACAGUGCAGAAUAGCACCGCUCUGGGCCAGUUCUGUUCCGCGUCUGCGGGCUUGGUUGACGGAUGCUGCUGCCUGCUGCGAAAAGAAAACACCAGCAAUGCUGACUACGUCAUCGGGUUGGACCUAUCAAACUGUUCUCUAAGUCAUGUCGAGGACCUUCAAGAGGCAUCAACAGCUGCAAUGAUAGAUAUCUCACUGAACCCCAUAGUUCAACUGAACAAUUCACUGUUUCAAGGCUUCAUUCAGUUGGAUAACCUGAUUCUGCCUGUCAACCUGACCUGUCCAGGAGGCAAUGCAUCAUGGAAUAAAAUGGAGGUCAAAGGGGACACACGUCACUGUGAAGGACAGAAGGACAUCUGCAACCAGACCGGACAUCUGUCGUUGAACUGCCCUGAGAACUCCUUCUGUGCAGCGUACGGUCCGGGCUUCUUUGAGUGUAGCUGUGUGGACAACUUCCAUGGAUACAAGUGUCUCCGAGAGGGGAAGUUCCCUAUAAUCAAGGUGUUCGGGAUUCUAGGGGCCUCCACAGUCCUGGUCUCCAUCCUGCUAUGGGUCACCCAGAGACGCAAGGUCAAAUCUGCCUGAGGUUGUACCCACUCCCCUGGUCUGAGGCCUGGUCCUGGGACUCUAUUUGGAAAACACUUGUUUUCCAGUGAUGCUGACAUGAAGAGACAGGGGGGGAAAAAUAUGUGACCAUUUUAAAACUGACUUUAGCGUGGAAAGUCAGUGUAUUCUAUGGAGACAGUUGUAUCAUUGACCUUUAUAGUUUUAAUCGUCUGUUUUGAUGGGGUUGUUAAAUCUUUGUUUUAUCACCACAGAUGUUGCAAUUGUUGUAGCCUUUAAAAAAAAACAACCUUGCAGACAUUUCCUUAGAUCAACAUGAAAUCUAAGAGAUUGUGAUGCGGGACAAUACAUGACCUCACUUUAUGGUCUACAGUUUGUGCCAAAUCAUGUUUAGAAAAAGUUGACUAAGAUGCUUGGGGCCAGUUUCCCGGGACAUCGACUAAGCCUCGUACAGGACUAAAACAUCUAUUUCAAUAGAGAUUCUCCAUCGAGCAUGUUUUUAGUCCAGCACUACGGUUAAUCUGUGUCUGGGAAAUCGAACCUUAAACUUGAUAAAUUAAGCAUGAAUUGUAGUAGAAGCAAUAAUAUGCAGUAUAAAGAUGCAUUAGGCCCCCCCCCCCCCCCUAAUUUUUGGGGAAAACUGACAAAGAUAUCGAUGAAUUAAUUACAUCAUGGGGAGACAUGAGCAAAACACAUUUGCAGAGAGUACUGCAAAUGUUGAAUUGUUGUUGUGUGUACAGAUUGUUCAUGUAAUAAUACAUUUUUGCUGUUUGCAUUUUGUAUUUCAUCUUGGAUUAAAGAAGAUAUGAUAUACUGACAAUAUAGAUAUGAUAUACUGACAAUAUAGAUAUGAUAUACUGACAAUAUAGAUAUGAUAUACUGACAAUAUAGAUAUGAUAUACUGACAAUAUAGAUAUGAUAUACUGACAAUAUAGAUAUGAUAUACUGACAAUAUACUGUCUAUUGAACAAAAAUAUAAAAGCAACAUGUAGUGUUGGUCCCAUGUUUCAUGAGCUGAAAUAAAAGAUGCCAGAAAUUUC